UCAGCGCGGACGGUGCGCAGACGCAUCAGGUGCGCACCAGGAGAUACUCCAAGACGCGCAGCAGCGAGACAAUGCAUGCUUUACAGCGAAUAAAAUACUGUUGUUUAGAGGUGUUACUAAUGUGAGGCGUAAGAAAAAGGGAUAUAGCGAAAUCUUGAGUAAGAUGCAAGAAAGACAAGUGUGUUGAGGAGCGCGCAUGGAGACGCACCGGACAACAAACCUUUUCCCCUAAAACCUCUGCACAGACCUAAUUGAGAUCAUUUUCAAGUUAAUAUAUAGGAGAAAGAAUACAUCAUGAACGACUCGGAGUCUGUGUGGCUCUUGGAAGAGCAGUGGAACCGCAGCAGAGCGGAGGAAGAAGGGGAGAAACUUUUCGGCAUCGGCGCGGAUAAUUUCAUAACGCUGCUGGUGUUUGGACUCAUCUUUAUGCUCGGUGUGCUGGGCAACUCCAUGGUGAUCACCGUGCUGGCCCGGAGCAAACCGGGGAAGCCACGGAGCACCACCAACAUCUUCAUCCUCAACCUGAGCAUCGCAGACCUGUCUUACCUGCUCUUCUGCAUCCCUUUCCAGUCCGUCGUCUACAUGAUGCAGUCCUGGGUCCUGGGCGCAUUCAUUUGCAAAUUCAGCCACUAUGUUUUCACCGUGUCAAUGCUGGUGAGCAUCUUCACCCUGUCUGCCAUGUCCGUGGACCGAUACAUUGCCAUUGUGCACUCCAGGAAGUCCUCCUCUAUCCGUGUGGCGAGGCACGCGCUGAUCGGGGUGAUGGUGAUUUGGAUACUCUCCCUGGUCAUGGCUGCGCCCGUCAUGUACUACCAGAACAUUUUCCGCAUGGGGGAUAAUCAAACCUACUGCUGGGAAGGGUGGCCAAAUCAAACUCUGAAGAAAGUCUAUGUGGUGUGCACGUUUAUUUUUGGUUAUGUGUUGCCUCUGCUGCUGAUUUCCUUCUGUUAUGCAAAGGUUUUAAAUCACUUGCACAAAAAACUGAGAAAUAUGUCCAAAAAGUCAGAGGCAUCAAAGAAAAAGACUGCUCAGACGGUCCUGGUGGUGGUGGUGGUGUUCUGCAUCUCUUGGCUCCCUCACCACAUCGUCCACCUGUGGGCGGAGUUUGGGGAAUUCCCACUGAACCAGGCCUCCUUCGUGUUUCGGGUGGCCGCCCACUGCCUGGCGUACAGCAACUCCUCUGUGAACCCGGUCAUCUAUGCUUUCCUGUCGGAGAACUUCAGGAAGGCCUACAAGCAGGUGUUCAAAUGCCAGAUCGGCGACUCCCCGCUCAACGACCUCAAAGAGAUUCGCAGCAAGGCGGACACCCCACCCUCGACUAACUGCACCAACGUCUGACAUAGGAGGUGGGGAUGGUGGCUCAAAUUGAAUACCUACCAUCCCACUGAAACUCAAUGUAAAGUCAUAAUGAAAGAGCCAUAGGACAUGAGUUGGUGUGUGGACCUUUUGCUCUAGGUAAGUGUGGUUGCUUGGAUAUUGCUGCAGCUAUAUUGUUCCACAUAAGCGCUGUUCAUUAUUGGACCAGAGGAGAUAAAGCCACUGUAGCUGCAGGGCAUGAUUACUCUUUGAUUACGUCUUUGAUCAGUGUCUGUGUCUCUCUUUCAUAAUAAACGGUGGAGUCCUUCACCCACCAAAUAACCCUCUAUCUAAAUAAAAAUGACUUUGAUUGGAGACAGAAUUUACUAAAGGUCAAAAUACUAUAGGCCUACCUAUGAGGUUGUUUUACUUUCGGACUUCAAACAUAUUGAAAAUGUAAAUUGGCAGUCUUCUUUCAAGAUUAUUAUUGCAUUGUAUAUAUAUAUAUAUAUCAACUCCAAUGUCACAGCAUCAUCAUCUGCUGAAGUAAAAACUGUUGUUGGUCUUUUCUGUGUGAAGAACAGUGUUUUGGGCAUUACUCAGUGAGCUUUUACAUAAUUGUGUUCUUUGAGGUAUGAGUAAGAGAUCACAAUUGUGUUUGAACAGGACCAGUUAUGACCAGUGGCGUCGCCUGGCUUUAGCGUGAACCUCAUCAUGACACAAGAGAGGACGGCAGGAAUGUAAUUUCCCGUGUUCAGUGAAUGCAACAGAGGCAUGACACCAGACCAAUCAGAGAGUUGCAUGGAAAUAAACGUGUGCUUGU
This is a messenger RNA of Gymnodraco acuticeps, 2119 nucleotides long. Its product is annotated as galanin receptor type 1-like. The coding region runs from base 295 to 1338 and encodes 347 amino acids. Gene Ontology annotation, biological process: G protein-coupled receptor signaling pathway; negative regulation of adenylate cyclase activity; positive regulation of cytosolic calcium ion concentration. Gene Ontology annotation, cellular component: membrane. The record is from RefSeq and is a predicted model, not a curated record. The transcript has 3 exons. NCBI's taxonomy places the organism in Eukaryota, Metazoa, Chordata, Actinopteri, Perciformes, Bathydraconidae. Gene Ontology annotation, molecular function: galanin receptor activity.